UCAGUCCGGGCAACUCCAUCUUCUGGGGAGGAGGAUGAGUAGAGGAGCCCCGUCCUAGUUUGUUGUUUUUGCAAUAAAUCUGAAAUAAUUAACAGCCAGAGUUGUCUCCUGUCUGUGGGAGAGACCAAGCUGUAACAGGAGGAAACCAGGGAUAUUUUAGGGAGCAGGCGGGGCCCAUGACUUACAUUACAGGAGCCAAUACAACACAACACACUGUUGCUGCAUGUCUGUUAGAGUGCUGUGCCCGCUGCCUGGUGGGGGCACCCUUCACCUCGCUGGUGGCCACGGCCCUGUGCUUCCUGGGGGUGGCACUCUUCUGCGGCUGCAGCCACGAAGCCCUGACCGGCACCGAGCACCUGAUCGAGACCUACUUCUCAAAAAACUACCAGGAUUACGAGUACCUGGUCGAUGUGAUCCACGACUUCCAGUACGCCAUCUACGGGGUGGCCGGCUUCUUCUUCCUCUUUGGUGCCCUCCUGCUGGCCGAAGGCUUCUACACCACCAGCGCUGUCCGGCAGGUCUUCGGCGACUACCGGGCCACCGUCUGCGGCAAGGGCCUGGGCGCCACGGUAGGCCACAAGGGGAAGGGGCCCCGAGGACACCGGCCCGGCCACUCCUGGGAGCUGGUGUGUCACUGUGUGGGAAAAUGGCUGGGCCAUCCCGAUAAGUUUGUGGGCAUCACCUAUGUCCUGACCGUCCUCUGGCUCCUGGUCCUGGCCUGCUCGGCUGUCCCCAUCUACGUCUACUUCACGGCCUGGACCACCUGCAACUCCAUCGCCAACCCCACCAAGACGGCCGCCGGCAUCGGGAACCUCUGCACAGACGCCCGGAUGUAUGGUGUCCUGCCGUGGAACUCUUCCCCGGGAAGAGUGUGUGGCCAGAGCCUUCUCUCCAUCUGCAAGACAUCCGAGUUCCAGAUGACGUUCCACCUGUUCAUUGCAGCCUUUGUGGGAGCAGCGGUCACCUUGGUGGCUCUGGUGACAUUUAUCAUCGCGGCCACCUACAACUUCGCCGUCCUGAGGCUGAUGGGCCGGGGAACGAAAUUCUAACCCGGCACACCCCUCCCGGGCGAAGAGACUCCCUCCCUCUUCAUAAUAAUAAUAACCCUCGUAUUAUUUGCACCCUGGACUGGUCUUCUAACCGCGAGGCUCUAACCAGGCGGCCGCCAACCUCCUGCUCUAACUGCCCGUCAGCCAGUUGGCUUGUCCCGAUCCACCAGGGUUGGACUACAUAACCCCGGGGUACCUUUUCAAAUGCAACCAUGAUUCUAUGAUCUCACUUGACCCAGCCGGACCCGAAAACAGGAUUAUCUGGGGAUUUCGUCAGCGCGGGAAACCAACGUCGGAGCGAGAGAGAGGUCCUACAACCUGUUAGUCCUGCUUUUUGGAGGAAAAAUCACUCCGUCCCUUGAAGCUUCCAAAAAGAAAGUCAUUUUUUUGAAAAAAAUAAGUGCAGUUUUAUGCUCAAACGGCAGGAAAUUAUUCGACAAGAUAACACCAUUUUUUUUGGUAAGAGGCUAAUAAAAAUGUGUGUGUGUGUGUACACACAUACAUAUAUAAAAAUGUGAAAAUCGACCGUUCUUAACAUGGCGCGCAGAAAGCCGAAAUAACGAAGGACGAAUAACGAAGGAUAAUAUUGAAAUAAAAAUGAAGGGUGAAUUUCAUGAGAAGAGCUUGUCGGUUUUUUAAUGCUUCGCUCCGUUUUGGUGGGGAAAUCAGAUGGAACUACCGUAUUGUCAGGAAUAAAAGCCUCCCUUUCCCCCCAAAUUCCAACCAGGAAGUUUUAAAAGUGGCAUAUAUUCAGGCCA
This is a messenger RNA of Podarcis raffonei (Aeolian wall lizard), 1807 nucleotides long. RefSeq names its product myelin proteolipid protein-like. The coding region runs from base 177 to 1049 and encodes 290 amino acids. Gene Ontology annotation, cellular component: myelin sheath; plasma membrane. The record is from RefSeq and is a predicted model, not a curated record. Lineage: Eukaryota; Metazoa; Chordata; Lepidosauria; Squamata; Lacertidae. Gene Ontology annotation, molecular function: structural constituent of myelin sheath. The transcript has 7 exons. Gene Ontology annotation, biological process: axon development; central nervous system myelination.